AUGAAAACAACUUCUUCAUUGGUGGUUAUUCUCCUCGUUGUACUGACCUUUCAAACUAACAAACUAGAGAGUGUGAAUGUCCGUUCCACUGAUCAAGACGCAGUCAAGAACAUCAACAACAACACUGAUAAAGAUAGCACAACCACCGAAAUAGUUCUCAAGGACAAGAAAAGAAGUUAUGGAGGAGGAAGCGGGAGCUAUAGAUGGGGAUGGGGUGGUGGCGGCGGUGGAGGAGGAGGUGGUGGUGGUGGUGGUGGCGGAAGAGGAGGAGGAUGGGGAUGGGGAGGAGGCGGAGGUGGUGGAGGAUGGUAUAAAUGGGGUUGCGGCGGAAGAGGAGGAAGAGGAAGAGAAGGAAGAGGGGAAUUUGUGAAAAGAGAGUACGCGGAGUGUAAGGGAAGAGGAAAAUGUAGUGGAAAGAGAUUGGAAUGUCCACAGCAUUGUGGAGGUUUUUGUUUUUACGAUUGUCUCUUUCUUUGCAAACCUCAUUGCCGUCGCUAG
Molecule: messenger RNA, 498 nt
Organism: Microthlaspi erraticum
Lineage: Eukaryota; Viridiplantae; Streptophyta; Magnoliopsida; Brassicales; Brassicaceae
Source: the annotation of a GenBank genome assembly